AUGAGACCACUCUCACCCACAUUGGCGGAAAUAGCACGCAGGGAUUUGAAUGAGAUACCAGAAAGGAUUGAACAGGAUUUAAUUAUUUUAAGGGAAUGGAUAAGACAACAAAGACAUUUAAGAGCGCGCACCAGUGAUGAAUUUUUAAUAGCAUUUUUGCGUCGUUGCAAAUAUAGUUUGGAAGCGACCAAAAGAAGAAUUGAUGCUUUCUUCUCCUAUUACAAUGUAUUUCCAGAAGUAUUACGAAAUCGUUGUGUUAAUAGCAGAAUAUUCGAUAUUAAUAGAUUGGGAGUCCAUUACUAUCCGGAAUUUCCCAAGUGCAAUAAUAAUGCUGCAAUUUUAAUUGCUCGCUUUGGGCAAUUCGAUCCCAAACGUUAUAAUGUUAAGGAAAUUUUUCAAUUUAUUAUGAUGGCCAUGGAAAUGAUAUCAUUGGAAAAUGAUCAUGCCACCGUUGCGGGUGUUUGUCAAAUUAUCGAUCUUAAGAAUAUUUCUUUUGAGCGUAUCAAAAACUUUGAUCGCUGUUUGUUUCAAAAGUAUUGGUGGUGGGUUCAGGAAUGUUGUCCGCUACGUAUUAAAGAGGUUUAUGUGGUUAAUGCCGAUAAGGAUAUACAGCGCAGAAUUAAUUUUAUUAAAACGUUUGUAAAGAAUCAAAUGCAAUAUCCGGUAUUUGUCAUCAAAACAUUUGAAGACCUUUACGAGUAUAUACCCAAAUGUAAUUUACCCGAAGAAUAUGGUGGUUCUAAUGGUCAUAUUGCUGAAUGUAUUGCCUAUAUGGAAGAUCUUUUACAAAGUUAUCGUAAUUAUUUCAAUGAAGAUGCUUUAUAUGGUUGUUCGGAAGAACUUAGAGCUGGUGAGGUGGUGACAUAUGAAGCUGAAUUUGGUUUAAAUGGUACAUUUCGUAAAUUGUCAAUAGAUUAA
This is a messenger RNA of Lucilia cuprina (Australian sheep blowfly), 918 nucleotides long. Its product is annotated as alpha-tocopherol transfer protein-like. NCBI's taxonomy places the organism in Eukaryota, Metazoa, Arthropoda, Insecta, Diptera, Calliphoridae. Gene Ontology annotation, cellular component: membrane. Bases 1 to 918 code for a protein of 305 amino acids. Gene Ontology annotation, molecular function: phosphatidylinositol bisphosphate binding. The record is from RefSeq and is a predicted model, not a curated record. The transcript is spliced from 3 exons.